AGCUGCUGCAUGAACGCCAUGAACGGCAACCAGAACAGAAUGUGUUCGUGUGAAUAAGAUUUUUUUGGAGUUGUGCUUUUACUCUGCUUUCAAUUUAUUUACAUAAAGGUGCAUACAUUUAUACAAAUUAAACAACUCGUCUAAGGCUGGGAUCUGAUAAAAUGACAUCAGCCUUCAGCAGUAAUGACCAGAGUGCCAUCGAGAGGAUGGUGGAUGAAACACCCAAAGAAGUCACGCCAAUGGACCAAGUAAUGGGCGUUUACGAUCUUCAUCGAUGCGUCAGGUGGAUUGUGGAGCUCGGGCUAAGAAGAAUUUGCCUCCAGUUUCCCAAUCACCUCUUGCCGGAUUCUGUCCAAGUUUGUCAGAUUCUUAAAAGAGAAACCAAGCAGGAAAUUUACAUUUUAGGCGACACAAAUUAUGGAAGCUGUUGCAUUGACUUCAUCGCUGCCGAGCACGUGCCAUCAGAUGGAAUAAUUCACUUUGACGACUCCUGCCUGUCAAAUGCUGCGAAUCCAAAAAUUCCAGUUCUUUUCGUUUUCCCUAAGACAAGGUUGUGCGAUAAUGGAGCAAAAUUAAAGUCAAACUUGGAGCAUGCAAUCGAUACAUUAGGGAAGAGCGUGCUAAUUUUCAAUUGUCAUUGCCUACAUGAACUAGAUGACAUGAAAGAUUUAAAAGAAAAGACAGUUGUUAGUCAGCUUCUUACUGGCGAAAGGGAAAGUUUUUCCCAAGUAUUGUGUGAAGGCACUUGCAGCCAAGAUUGUAACAAAAACAGCUCGAAUAAGUCGAGACACAAGUUCGAGAGUUUUGGCCGAGGAUUUUGUCUUCCAGAUGAAACAAAUUUAGCUGAUGUUACAUUAAUUUAUGUUGGAACUGAAGAUUCAUUUUUGCAAAACCUCGUGGCAUCCUGGAGUCAUAAAUUUAAAAGCAUUUACUGUCUGAACCCUGAAGGCGAAAGAUUUGACCCUCUGUUCAAUUACUCUCGCUUUUUGCGGCAACAACUCCGUCUGUCGCUUGAAGUGAAAGAAGCAAGAUCAGCAGCCUUGGUUGUGGCAAACCCCGCUGAUCCUUCUAUUCAAAAAGCUAUCAGGCACGCCAGGGAACUGCUCAAGAGCAGACCUAGCCCUCCAAAAGUCUACACUCUGGCAGUGGGAAAGCCCAAUCCAGCCAAGCUGGCCAAUUUCAUGGAAAUCGACGUUUUCAUUGUGCUUGCGUGUCCGAACAACCCCCUGAUUUCUCCAGGCAGCAGGCACGCAGAAAGCAAGGAAUUCUACAAACCCAUCGUCAGUCUGACCGAAGUUGAAUUAGCCUUGAACAAAGCCAGAAGCAACGCCUCCACUGACUACAAGGAUCUGCUAGAAGGUGGCUUUGAUUACGUGCCUUUCGAAGGGCAUGACUACUCAGAGGCUGACACUUCCUUGCUGACUGGAAAGAUUAUUGACCUGAGUAUUGACAGCAAGAUUGAGAUUCCGAACGCGUUGGUUUCCAAUGAAGACAACCUGAGGGUAGCCAACCUAUCUGUGGGCUCUUUGCUGGCCAGUAGGACGUGGCAGGGACUGGACCCUGAGCUUGGACAGACCAGUCCCAGCACCUUGACUGAAGGGAGGUCUGGAAUUGCCUAUGCCUAUCAGGCAGAGCCAAAUAAAUGAAUAAAAAUUA
Messenger RNA from Cloeon dipterum, 1656 nucleotides. It is a transcript of the gene Dph2, whose product is annotated as Diphthamide biosynthesis 2. The transcript has 8 exons. The record is from RefSeq and is a predicted model, not a curated record. Gene Ontology annotation, molecular function: 2-(3-amino-3-carboxypropyl)histidine synthase activity. Gene Ontology annotation, biological process: protein histidyl modification to diphthamide. NCBI's taxonomy places the organism in Eukaryota, Metazoa, Arthropoda, Insecta, Ephemeroptera, Baetidae. The coding region runs from base 162 to 1646 and encodes 494 amino acids.